Molecule: messenger RNA, 339 nt
Organism: Arabis nemorensis
Lineage: Eukaryota; Viridiplantae; Streptophyta; Magnoliopsida; Brassicales; Brassicaceae
Source: the annotation of a GenBank genome assembly
AUGGGUGUGGAGAAGGAAGUAAUCAGACCCGGCACCGGUCCUAAACCCGCUCCGGGUCAAACCGUCACCGUCCAUUGCACCGGAUUUGGGAAAAAUGGUGAUCUAUCCCAGAAGUUCUGGAGUACAAAGGACGCUGGACAAAAACCUUUCUCCUUCCAAAUCGGUAAAGGUGCUGUGAUCAAAGGAUGGGACGAAGGUGUUAUCGGAAUGCAAAUCGGAGAAGUUGCUCGCUUAAGGUGCACACCGGAUUACGCAUAUGGUGCUGAUGGAUUUCCAUCAUGGGGGAUCCAACCAAACUCGGUUCUCGACUUUGAAAUCGAAGUACUAAGCCUGCAGUGA